AUGUCGGAUUUCGCGCUGAUGUACGUGCACGGCCAGCGCUUCAACGCAAGGUCCCUUCAAUAUGACUCGGAUGACCUGCCUGAAAAUGGUGAGGAGCUACAGCCAGACGCAGAGAGGCAAUCAAUCUAUGUCCAUAAUCUGAACUCAUGGGCCGUGUGCGCUCUCCUGUGCACGGUUCCCGCUCAUGAAAUUGGUGUUCUUCGCCCAGCUCUUUACAACCAUUUAGCGGGCGGAACCAACAUCAUCGUCAAGUCACCACCAGGAAACCCGCCUGUUUACCAAUUGGCAUUCCACUUACCGUACUAUGCAUGGCGUUCCACAACGACUCCGAGGCUUGGUGCCAAAUUGGAAGGAGGUGAUACGAACAUGAGUGAAGCCAUUCCUGCUAAAAGUCUUGAUGUCUCAUUCCUCGCUCCGACUAAGGGCGAGAAGGCUUUUAUGCAUUUCGCACAGGUAUCUUGCGUCGUCACAGGGGUUGAUAGGCUCAUUUCGACUGUUUACAUGUUCGUCGAGAACGAGUUUGAUGAUGAAGAUUCUGUCGAGCAUAUCGAACAACUGCGCAACGAAGCAGAUUACUCUGUGACUUACGACCCAUUGACUAGAGGGAUGUUGGAUGCCGACCAGCCAGUCGCCGAUCCCGAGGCACUUUUUGUACUUCUUCUCCGGAUCCGUAUGGACCAAAUAAAUAACGAGUACAGUCAGAUCAUUGGGAAGUUGGCGAAGAGUUUUGAGAACUAUGGACCUUUGCUAACGGACACACAUUAUUCUCUUCCUCCGACUGAUUCCUACCGUCCUUCCCAAGAGACUGCUUUACAGUGGGUUGACAAAAUCUCGGUCGUCCUGGAAUCAUUGAGGGACCGCCUGGACCCCUUGGUAGAAGCUAUUGAAGGUUUCGAGAAAGAAUUCCAUGUUGAAAUCAGAUCACUUUCAGAGUAUACUGACAAGCAUCAUCAACGACUUCCUAAUGAGUUUGGCGCUGUCCUCAAGGAGUUAUCGAGCUCUAGUAUUCUCCUGGAGAAAAUGGCUAAGAGAUCCCAAGCAAUCGCGGAAAGGGUGCGUAUACCAUCUCAACCGGAACCUCUGAGCAUGCUGUUGACGCAUCAUUGA
This is a messenger RNA of Exophiala bonariae, 1107 nucleotides long. RefSeq lists its product as uncharacterized. The coding region runs from base 1 to 1107 and encodes 368 amino acids. The record is from RefSeq and is a predicted model, not a curated record. Lineage: Eukaryota; Fungi; Ascomycota; Eurotiomycetes; Chaetothyriales; Herpotrichiellaceae. The transcript has 4 exons.